Molecule: messenger RNA, 2474 nt
Organism: Salarias fasciatus (jewelled blenny)
Lineage: Eukaryota; Metazoa; Chordata; Actinopteri; Blenniiformes; Blenniidae
Gene: ankrd13b
Product: ankyrin repeat domain 13B
Exons: 15
Coding region: 1-1941 (646 amino acids)
Cellular component (GO): cytoplasm
Molecular function (GO): protein binding
Source: RefSeq, a predicted model, not a curated record
AUGAUUUCUGCCAGGAAAACUCCGGAGAAGAGUCGUUAUCCGAUCCACUAUUUGGUGUGGCACAACAAACACCGACAGCUGGAGAAGGAGCUGGCCGCGAAGGAGCAGACCGAUUUAGAGUCUCUGGACCCUCGGGGACGGACUCCUCUCCACCUGGCUGUCACACUGGGCCACCUGGACUGUGCCAGGGUCCUGCUGCAGCACGGCGCCGACGUUAGCAAGGAGAACCGCAACGGAUGGACUGUUCUCCAGGAGGCGGUGAGCACCAGAGAUCCAGAGCUGGUCCGCCUUGUGCUCCGUUACCGUGACUACCAGAGGACCGCCAAGAGACUGGCGGGCAUCCCCGUCCUGCUGGAGCGACUGCGCCAAGCCCAGGACUUCUAUGUGGAGAUGAAAUGGGAGUUUACCAGCUGGGUGCCCCUGGUGUCUCGUAUCUGUCCCAGCGACACAUACAGAGUGUGGAAAAGUGGUCAGUGUCUCCGCGUCGACACCACCCUGAUGGGAUUUGAGCAGAUGACGUGGCAGCGAGGCAACAGGAGCUUCAUUUUCAGAGGACAAGACUCCAGUGCAGAGGUGAUGGAGGUCGACCACGACCGACAGCUGGUGUUCUGCGAGACCUUGUGUGUGUCGUCCCUCACGGCGCUCUCUCCCGGCCGGCGCCCCGGCGGCGCCUGCAGCAGCAGCUCCUCCGGGCUGGGCCUCCUCGGGGCCGUGCAGCCCAGUGACGAGCAGGUCGCGGCCAGGCUGUCCGCCCCGGUGGUGACGACUCAGCUCGACACCCGGAACAUCGCCUUCGAGAGGAAUAAAACCGGCAUCCUGGGCUGGAGGAGUGAGAAGACGGAGACAGUGAAUGGAUACGAAGCCAAGGUGUACGCAGCGUCCAACGUUGAGCUCAUCACCAGAACCAGAACAGACCAUCUGUCAGACCAGAACAAAAACAAGACGAAAGGUGGGAAAACUCCACUGCAGAAUUUUCUGGGGAUCGCAGAGCAGCACAUGGGGCCAAACAACGGGGCUCUGGUGACGCAGAUGUCGUCCCCCGCAGCGACAAACCCAGCAGCGCUGACGGCUGAAGAAUACUUCAACCCCAGCUCGUCGCCCACGCAGAGGGACAUCGGCCACCCGUGCCACCUCACCACCAAGACCCAGAGGUUUAAAGCCAAGUUGUGGCUGUGCGAGUCUCAUCCUCUCUCCCUGGCAGAACAAGUGGUGCCUAUCAUCGAUCUCAUGGCCAUCUCCAACGCUCUCUUCGCCAAGUUGCGAGACUUUAUCACUCUGCGCUUGCCGCCUGGCUUCCCCGUCAAGAUCGAAAUCCCUCUCUACCACAUCCUGAACGCCAGGAUUACCUUCAGCAACCUGAAUGGCUGCGAGGAGGGAAGCGGCGCCCGUCCUGACAACGAGGUGGCGAUGGAGGGGGACGGACAGAGGGAACCCCCGCGGACAGACACCCCGUCGCCGGGCAGCGACUCCUCCAGCGUCUCCAGCUCCAGCUCCACCAUGUCUUGUCGAGCCGGAGAGAUCCCCCCGUGUGUGUUCGAGCCCCCGCCAGGAUACACCAUGCUUGGAGGCAAGCAGAGAGACAGCAUGAGGGAGGAGGAGGAGGAUCUGCUGCAGUUUGCGAUACAGCAGAGUCUGCUGGAGGCCGGAUCCGAGUACGACCAGGUGACCAUCUGGGAAGCACUGACCAACAGCAAGCCGGGAACGCACUCCCUGUCCUGUGACCCAAGCCGUCUGGAGAGAACCCCCCUGCACAAGCCCCGCGCCCCCUCCAGCCUCGGCUCCACCCCCUCCAAGAAGCCACCCGCCCCCUGCACCUACGAUGAGCAGCUCCGCAUUGCCAUGGAGAUCUCGGCCCGGGAGCUGGAGGAGGCGGAGCUUCGGCGGCGGCGUGAGGAGGAAGAGCUGCAGCGCAUCAUCCAACUGUCGCUGAUGGACAAAUAAGAGCGGAGGAAGGAGGGGGAGGGUCUGGACUGAGGACACAUGGGAGGAAAAAGCGGGGAAAUUGGCUUCAUUUAAAGCUUCGAGCACAUUGUUCAAGUGGAUGGAAAUUCCCACUUAGAUUAGUGGUUUCAAUCAAUUAGUGAUCAAAAACGUCUUUUCUCAUCUCCCAUGACCUCCGCCAGACCUUUCCCAUGAAGCCAUACGGGGACGCCACGCUGUGCGGCCUCAGACAGUCAGGGAGGAGCAGCGGCGUCCUCUCUCCGGUGCCACAGUGGUACUCUUUUCGAGCAGUGCCAGUUUACAACCUACAGCACAUCCAGUACAACGCCAGAGGAAGCGUCUCCUCGGACGAAGGGAUCCGUGACUGCCUGCAGGCGUGCGCUUUCGUUUAAAAACCAGCUCUCCGCACAGGGGCCAACUUUUCACCUUCUCCAAUGAAAUCACCGUGCGUUAUUCCAACUUCUCGCUCCAGCAUCAACACACACACACACACACACACAGAAUCCUUUAGACGAUUGAUGGAGCGGUGACAU